Anolis carolinensis (green anole) is the source of this 1421-nucleotide messenger RNA. RefSeq names its product CD209 antigen. The transcript is spliced from 12 exons. The record is from RefSeq and is a predicted model, not a curated record. Lineage: Eukaryota; Metazoa; Chordata; Lepidosauria; Squamata; Anolidae. Bases 307 to 1230 code for a protein of 307 amino acids.
AAAUGCCUUGCUCCUGGGUCCCAUUUCUUCUUUUGCCAAUCAAAACCAAGCAGCAUGGCUCCCAUUUUCAAUGCUGAUUGGGCAAAUCAAGCACCCAAUCAGGAAAGAGCAGAAGUGGCCUGGGAGGGAUUCUGGAAUGGUUUACAUCACAGGAAAAGGCAGAGGCAGCUGUCGAAGGAAAGAGUCUGAAGAGGGAGGGAGGAGGUGAGGAAAGCAGGAGACACAUCCAUUGAGAUUUCAUGGUCUCAACACAGGGCAACCCAGAUCCAAUACAGGAUGAUCCACCACUCGUUCUCAUAAGAUAAAAUGGCAUCCCAAAAGUACUCAGCAGCAGAAGUAAGAAGGACAGCGACCCCUACAGCCAGCCGAGCAAGUGUGAGGAGAGGGCUCUCGCGGAAAGCGACCCCCACAGCCAGCCGAGCAAGUGUGAGGAGAGGGCUCUCACCAACUCCUGCAGUGAGCAGAGCGGGUCUUCGGAGAGGAGUCACACCCUCACCAAGCCGGCUGAGGGCAGGCAGAAGGCUCCCAGUGAAGACGCCAUUCUUUGAAACGCAACGGGGUGAACUGGUCCUCCUCCUCCUGACCUUGAUCCUCUUGGUUCUUGUAGUGACCAUGACUACUCUCUAUUACCAAGAAGUCGGUAAAUUCAAUGACAUCAAGGAAGCACUGGCCGUAUUACGGGCCUUUGCCAUCAAGCAGGACACACGAUUUGAAAAGAAGAACGACCUUGAAGUGAUUGACUUGGCGCUAAACCUUACCUCGGAAUUCCUGGAAUCGGUGGAAGAAAAUGACAGGCUCCAAGCAGAAAUCGAUAAGCUCCUUGGGAUGCUUGGUGAGUGGGUCAUCUACAACAGGAACCUCUACUACUUUUCCGAAGAUGAAUUCACUUGGGAAGAGUCGAUACAGGAAUGCAUCAAGCGGGAAUCAGAGCUGAUCUCCGUGAAGUUUGGAGAGGAACAGGCCUUUGCUGACAAGGAGGCCACGCGCCUCAAUAACAGCUACUGGAUCGGACUCCGGAAGAACCAGUCUUUGAAAUUCGGCGUAGAGUGGCUGAAUCUCCAACUGAUCAGCACCACGUACUGGGAUGUGAAGAAGCCCAAAGGCGACGGCGACUGCAUUUACAUCGGGCCGAAUUGCACAACCAAGCAUUGCUGGAGGGACAAUCCCUGCACCAAUAAGAAAAGGUACCUGUGUAAGAAGGAGCCCAACCCACAUUGGUACAUUAUUUAAGAUGCAGCCGAUUUCUGGAAGCAACUUAGAGGAACACGUGCUUGGCGGGAAGCCUGGAAACCUGGAACCUCUGGGAAUGUGUCUGUUGAGUGCAAGCCAGAUGGGGCGCACUGGAUGCUCUGGGCCAUCUCUUGUAAUAAUAAAACAAAAUUAGUCUUAAGGCAUUAAAACAAUAAAAUAUUUCCUUAAAA